Chanos chanos (milkfish) is the source of this 3134-nucleotide messenger RNA. RefSeq names its product TATA-box binding protein associated factor, RNA polymerase I subunit C (gene taf1c). The record is from RefSeq and is a predicted model, not a curated record. Gene Ontology annotation, biological process: transcription by RNA polymerase I. NCBI's taxonomy places the organism in Eukaryota, Metazoa, Chordata, Actinopteri, Gonorynchiformes, Chanidae. Gene Ontology annotation, molecular function: RNA polymerase I core promoter sequence-specific DNA binding. Gene Ontology annotation, cellular component: fibrillar center.
ACAGACAUGGAUUAUAAAUUCCCUGGUCAGCUUUUUCCCAACUUCUAUCUACCCGGACCACCGGAAUCGCAGCUGAGGCAUGGCUGUCGGAGUUCGGGAAUUUACGAGCAUGUUCUGGAGAGCAGUGCAGCGGCGUGUGAGAAUGUUGAACUGUCCAAGUUGCAGUUCGAAUCUCAGCAUAAGAUGCAGGGAGAGCGUUGGGCACCGGUUGAGCCCAUCAUGACGCCCCUAUUGUCCGCCAAUGAAGCUGGCAAUGUUCCUUCUGGUCCUCUCCCUAAUCCACUGGACUUUCCAGAACAGAUGCAGAACUUUUACCAAGAUCACUGUGUUGAUGCCUUUUCCACCAUGAGCAGCCUUGUGGGAGAGGAAUUCAAUUUUGUAAAGAAGAUGGGCGUCCGAAUGGACCAGAUGCACAGUUUUGUGAGCAUCUUGAACUAUAACCGGUGCCCAUUCACAUAUCGCAGAGAGAGAGUGCGGCGCUACUACAGAAUGUUUGGGGAUGUGAUGUGUGAUAUUCCUCCUGCUGUGCUGGCUGACUGUGUGUUUGAGGAACUGGCUUUUCAGAAGGAAAGAGAGCAGUUUCAGGAGUUGACAACAGGGGGCGCCAUAGUAUAUGUACCACUGUUAGACUUGGGCAGCAGGCCAGAGGGCUGCCUCAUCUACCCCAGAGGAGCAGCGCUGGACACUCUCAAUUUCCACAGGGUGGCACUAGGGCUUGAUGAAGCUGAUGCUCCCAAAGUGGAGUUGAGCAGAGAACCACUGACAUAUUCCCUGAAUGGAUCAGUUAGGCAGAUCAGCGUGGGGUUCACUGAAGGACCUGCUCAUGUAGGUGUGCGUUCAGAUCAUUUCUGUAGUGUGUGGAUUGUUGAAGAUGUAAGAAAGCCCAGACCAAAGGAAGUCAUUCAGACCAAAGAAACUGCAACCUGCCUCACAGUCAGUCCUCAUAUAAUGGGGGAGCUGCUCGUGACCAGUGAGAGUGGAGCUGCCCAUCUGUGGCGUAUGGGAAAAGGAUUACAGAAAGUCCGUGAGGAAGACUCCAACUUGUACUUCAAUGCCAAGUCCUCGUGGCGCUGGUGUGAAUUCUCGGCACAUCCCAGAGUGAUGGUGUAUGCUGACAGGACAGGGGCAGAGCUGACAGAUUUUAGGAGUCCUGAUUACAAUCAUACGCUAUUCCGUAUUGGGAAGACAGGACAGUGCCGGAGCGGGGAGAGAGUUAUCUUGACCAAAUACCUGAGUGAAGCUCAUGAACACCAUCACCUCAUCACAACUCAGUAUUCUGCCUACAUCAUGGAUGAGCGUUUGCCUUGUGUUCCCAUGCUGAAGUGGGACCACAUGAUGCAGUCCCCGCCUAUGUUUGUCAAUGUCCAAUCAGGAGCAUCUAGGGAUAGUACCUGCAAAAUUCUGCUGGGAGCUCAAAACUCUCAGGAGAUGAUUCUGCUGCAGUAUUCUGGUGGUAGAGAACAUGCAUGUCAGUCUAGAAGUUCUCCUUUAAAACUUAGCAGUCCAAGAGAAUCUCUCCGUCAGCUGCCAGUUCUGCUCCCACACAGACAACAUCGAGUUCAGCAAAGGCUGCAGUCCCCGGCUGCAGGCCUCUCUGCUGUUCAGAAUGAUGAUUUCCUGUAUGUGUUCCAACUCACUGAGGCUGGAGAUGUAUUCUACCAAACUCUCAGACUGCACUCAGACCAGACCAACAUCAGCGACGACAUACCAGAACAUGCCUCUGUGCUGACUGAUGUGGGGAACUCAGUUGAGACCGUAGACAAGUGCAAUACCACCUCCUCGAAGGACCCCAAGUUGUCUGACGGUGAUUUUGACGAGGGCAGAAGUCGGCAUGCAGCGUUGAGCCAGCUUGAUGACCCCUACCGUUCAGAUGUAUCCAACGUGGAACCAGAAAUGGGGGAUAGCCGUGGUGUUCAGGAACGUUCAAACAAUCUAGAAUCUUCCGGUCUGUCUACUGAGACAAACCCAUACUGCGCAACCGUACCAGCAAUCCCUGAGAAGACCAGCAAGAAGCUGCUUCCAAAAUGGGAAGAUUGGUUGAGAUCCUUCUUCAAGGUGACUCAAAUAAUACCGAAGGACCGCCGACCUCACUGGAUCUUACGAUCACAUGGCCUGCUGAGCGGUAACCUGAGUCAGGAGGUGGACCGUUUUCAUGAAUUAAGGGGAUUCCUCAAAGCCACUACGGAAAGAAAGGACACGUUGGUCCAUGCAGUCACACAUCUGCCCCGUCUGGAUGUGACCCCCAUCCCAGAUGAGGUGGACUUAUCGUCAUGGUUAGACGACGUUAGCCAGAGACUGAGCGUGUCUUGGGAAGGGGGCUGGAAAAGCUGGUGGGAGGAUAAACUGGGCAUGAACCGCCAAAAGAUUGAGGCCCUGCGUAAGAAACGCCGGCAGGAGAAGCAGGCCAGGGCGCGCAAUCGUGUCUCGCUUUUUGGAAGCUUCACCUCAUCCAUCAGCUAUCAGGACAACCUCUCAGGGUGGUCUUCGGCCACCAGUCAGGAACUUGGUUCAGAUUUUGACAGCUGUCCUGUUUCUCCAGCCCCACCGGAUCAGGGACUUUCUGAACUGGAUUUACCACACGGUAGUCCGGUUUCGGAGGGACUGGCUGUAUCGAAUCUAACACCACAGAGGAAAUCUGAAAAAGCUUCUACAAAUGACCAACAGAUAUCUAAGGACUCUCAAUCGGAGAGGGAUUUACAGCGUACCGUAACCACAGAGACAGACUCCGUGGCACCUUCCACGGCAGCUGGUUUAAAACCAACUCCUCAGAAAAGGCCCAUAUGGCAACAGCAAGAAUACCUCAGCUCUCUGUUUGGCUCUCAAGAACCCUCACAGGAUACUGGCCAGGAGAGCACCUUCUCACAACUUAGCGUUGCUUCCUCUAUUCAAAGUUUCUCCUCACUUUCCCAGACAGUCCCAGGGGUGAGACUUUCCAGGCUAAGCACCCAGCCCAAGAAGAAACGGUCCCGCAUGGGAUUCUGAAGACUGCAAGGAUGACAAUGAUGAGGACAUAUUUACCUCUCACUCUCGUCCCAGUGGGCUUCUGGGAUGGUGGGAAGCUCAGGGACACUAUAGUAGCUGCUGUGCAAAUUUUGAGCCGUUCUCCGGGACACAAUCCAGACCAGCUUUUUGUU